AUGUCUCGUCACUUGAGAGCCCGCCGGCUCUGCUCACAGCUGCUGCGCUCUACCUCGAAACCUCUGCCCACAACGCAACCUUGCGGGUUGAAAGCUGUUGGCAGCAGUCAAUCUACCAAUAUCGCACUAUCUCAGGCACAUUCGUAUGCCACGCAACAAGCGCCGCGAGCACCGCGAGCGCCAAAAGCGCCAGCAGCCAGACCGUCCAACUCGGAGCUCUUUGACAUUUCAAGCAUCACACCUGGGGACAUCAAGACAAUCAUUGAUAUGACGGAGGGGACCUUUGACACCUUGUCUCCGGAAGAAUACCACAAGGUUGCUUUAUUGUUCCAAGAUGCUAUCAAAAAGGGGGCAUCUCCCUGGAAUGUCAAGUUGUCAAAAGAGGACGAUGUGCCAGCGCAUGUCCUGCAUGAACUAGCCUGCAUCUUGAGAAUUACAACCAAACAAUCUCAGUUAUUUGCUGGAGCAUUGUGGACAGCAGCAUCAAACAUGGGCUACAGGCCGUCGACCAUCUCCCUGGCGAGGGAGCUCAUCGGGGGCGGCUUCUGGGGCAAAGCGUCGCAGUACAGGAACGUUGAGUCACGCUUCAAGCAGAUUGUGCAAGAAGGAAAGGACAGAAACGCUCUCACCGCCGAAGGUGAGAGGCUCUACAAACUGGGCAUGUACGAGGCCGCUGUAAAGGUGCUGCAGCGCGCCCUCGGCCCCGAGGAUUCCGAGUUUGAGUGGAAGCAUCACUGCCAGCUGUGCCUCGGGAGAUCGUAUCUCAAGCUCGGAAGGACUGCUGAGGCGAAGGAGUUGCUAGAGGGGAUUGAAGGGGCGGGCUCUGGAGAGGCGGCCGUCGAGCUUGCUCAACUGCUUCGAACGAGCGAUCCUGACAAGAUGGAGCAGUACCUUUACACGGCUGGCAUAAACGGACGCUUGGAAAUGUUUCGACAGCUUUCAGAGAUUGAGUUUGAGAAGGAAGCGAGGGAGACGGAUAAGGAGGCCAAGAAGGAACACAAUCUCUGGGCGAUGGAGUGGUCUCGUCUGGCGGAUGAGAGGGAGAAGAUCUGA
Molecule: messenger RNA, 1053 nt
Organism: Fusarium keratoplasticum
Lineage: Eukaryota; Fungi; Ascomycota; Sordariomycetes; Hypocreales; Nectriaceae
Exons: 2
Coding region: 1-1053 (350 amino acids)
Molecular function (GO): protein binding
Source: RefSeq, a predicted model, not a curated record